AUGGAUUAUGAUUAUUUGAUAAAAUUUCUGGCACUUGGUGACUCGGGUGUUGGUAAAACUAGUUUUUUGUAUCAGUACACUGAUGGAAUUUUUACGUCACGCUUUGUAUCAACUGUUGGAAUUGAUUUCCGUGAAAAACGGGUGAUCCAUAAAAAUGCAACUGGAAGACAGCAGAGAGUUCAUUUACAACUUUGGGACACUGCAGGUCAAGAAAGAUUCCGAAGCUUGACAACGGCAUUUUACCGUGACUCAAUGGGAUUUUUGUUGUUAUUUGACCUGACAAAUGAGCAAUCGUUUCUGGAAGUUAGAAAUUGGUUGGAACAAUUAAAGACACAUGCGUAUUGUGAGGAGCCAGAUAUCAUUUUGUGUGGGAACAAAGUUGAUCUUGAAGACAGGAGGGUCAUAAGUGAAGAAAAAGCUCGUGAAUUAGCAAAAAAACAUGGGAUGCCUUAUUUAGAAACAAGUGCAGCAACUGGUCACAACAUUUCCCAAGCUAUCGAAUUACUAUUAGACAGAGUUAUGACCAGGAUGGAAGCAACAAUGGACACUGCGUUGUUGCCUCAUCAAAAAGUGCUGCGUUGCCAUGACCCAGAACCGCCACCUAGUAAUACUUGCUAUUGCUGACCCUGCUAUCUCGCGUAGAGCAAGUGUAAUUUUUUUGCUCGUACGCGCUUUUUUUUUUUCUCAAAUUUUUCUUCGGAGACGGAAGUGGAACAGCUUUGAUUUUUAG
This is a messenger RNA of Cotesia congregata, 730 nucleotides long. NCBI's taxonomy places the organism in Eukaryota, Metazoa, Arthropoda, Insecta, Hymenoptera, Braconidae. The record is from the annotation of a GenBank genome assembly.